UAAUUUGGAUGAAGAAGCCAAACCAAACGAAGGAAAACAGAGAAGAAACAAAAUGCCCCGUCUUUGAACCUUUCCUUUCUCUCUCCAUAAUCAAAAUUUAAUUGGGUGCAAACAAAAACAUGCAGACUCAAUUGUGCACUCCUUUACUUCAAUCAAUCUGCCCAAACAGGUCCAAUGGGUUUCGAUUUUUAGACACAUAGAAAUCAAAAACUCACAACGCGAGAGAAUCCCCGGAAACUCACACCAUGGAAGAAUCAAAUGAACUGCAUUCUGAGGAGAAUAAAACUUCCCAAGAUAAUAAUAAGAAAAGAAAGCUGAAGACACCAGCCCAGCUUAUGGCUUUAGAGAAAUUUUAUAAUGAACAUAAAUACCCUACAGAGGAAAUGAAAUCACAAGUUGCGGAACAGUUAGGAUUGUCAGAAAAGCAGAUAUCUGGAUGGUUUUGCCACAGAAGGUUAAAAGACAAAAGAUUGUCAAGAGAUGAAACUUGUGCUAAUGGACGGCAAGAUCGUUCAAGUGGUGUUAUUCAGGAUCGAGCUAGUGGACUUGGGCAAGACUCAUGUGGCAGCACUAAACAUGGAGAUCAUAGGUAUGUUGAUCCAAGGGAGGUUGAAAGUCGAAGGCUUUCUGGGCAUGAUUUCCCAGCUGCAGAUAUUACCCGUGAGUAUAGGAGUCACUAUACCGAAAGAGUUGGUGGCAUGGAUAAUACAUCUUCAGAAAGUAGCUCGUCUUUACAAGAUAGGUUCUUUACUCAAAAUGACGAUCCGUAUGAUGUGGAAACUUCUAGAUACCUAGCGCAUAAUGGAGUCUUUUCACCCAUAAAUUCCAGGGCCACAGAGAACAUGGCAUAUAAGCCCUCAGGGUAUUUGAAAGUGAAAGGUGAAGCAGAAAAUGCUGCUAUUACAGCUGUUAAGAGGCAACUUGGGAGGCAUUAUCAGGAGGAUGGUCCCCCAUUAGGUGUAGAAUUUGAUUUGCUUCCUCCUGGUGCAUUUGAAUCCCCGAUUAUGGAUUCAGUCCAUGAACCAUCCAUUGUUGGGAAUCCUGUCCUCCGUUCUCCUGACAUUUCUGGAGUGAAAGGGCAACUUAGUCCAAGAACUAGAUAUGAAGUAUACAAUUCCAAGUUCAGUUCCCAGGAUUCGUAUAUACAGCAGGAAAAUCCUUGCAUUAUGCAUGGGUUUGAUCUUCAGGAGAAGAAAUCUAGCAAAAAAUUGAGACAAAAGUCAACUUAUCUCAACCACACAAAUUCUUCUCCUGGAAAAAACUCUUCCUUGGAUAUUUAUGAUAAAUCUGUUGGCGGAACCUCUGCUUAUAAUACCAAUAGGAAAGAUAAAAUGAGAUCUAAGCGGGGUUACUCUGGUAGGAAAGUUACUAGUGAACAAACAGAGCCUUGUUUACAUGAGUAUGAUAGAGUUAGUAGCCCCAAGCUUGUCCAAAGGAGUGAUUAUUUGAAGCCAAAGCCUUCGAGUUCUAUAGAGGAGAACCUUGAUGGAGAAUGCAAGGCCAUGAAAGUCUAUAGCAAUCCACUUAGAGUAAUGAUGAACUCUACUGAUGAAAUGGUGGUUGCAAAACAAGCCAGAGUUAAUCUCCCUCAGCGAGAUUAUUCGACAAAUUCGUUUCCUCAACUGCCACCUCGUAAAAAUCAGAUUAAAGGAACUGCUAUGGAGAUGCCAUCUAGCUUCAGUGAGGAUGAAACUGCAGAAACCAAUUCUUCUGUGGAUUGAGGAUCCCGCAAUUGAAGGAUCGAAAGCUGGGAGGGAUUCACAAUGGCCUAGGGAUGUACAGUUGAAUAGAGCAUGUAUUCCAUUUAAGCACAUCAGAAGUAAUAUAUGCCGCAUUGUUAUCGUCAGCAGCAAAAUGCAGUUGCUGGCCUGUUUUGCUCUUCCAGUGAUCAUUUGUUAAUAUGUGUAGAAAUAAUUUUUUUACACAAUCUAGUUGGUAUUGCAUUAUGGUGAGUGUGAUAGAGGUGACAGUAAGAUUGUAAAUCUUCUCUGUCUGGAUCUGCUAUGAGUAUGGUCUUUAGAAGGAAAGCUCAUCCAACGCAAGUUACUGCUUUUAUUGUUGGUUAAAUGAUGGCAGAGCUUUCUGCAACUACAAAAUUUGGCUUGCUUUAAUUUAUAAUGAGAAGAAACGGGUUGUAACUUAUUAAUGGUUCCCGGUUCAUGCAUUAUGGUGGAGGAAUUAACUCAUGUAGCAGAUACAUGAUUUCUCCGUUGAAACUUUUGUAGCAGAUACAUGAUUUCAUUA
This is a messenger RNA of Prunus persica (peach), 2244 nucleotides long. RefSeq lists its product as uncharacterized. The transcript has 8 exons. Bases 246 to 1721 code for a protein of 491 amino acids. Gene Ontology annotation, molecular function: DNA binding. Lineage: Eukaryota; Viridiplantae; Streptophyta; Magnoliopsida; Rosales; Rosaceae. The record is from RefSeq and is a predicted model, not a curated record.